AUGUUUUAUGACGGAGAGGAGGCACUGAUGCGGCAGUACUCCGUCGGCGACGAGAUCGGACGCGGCCGCUUCGGGACGGUCCGCCGCUGCCACUCCAACGCCACGGGGGAGGCGCUGGCCCUGAAGACCACGCCCAAGGCGGCGCUGCAUGACCCGCUCGACCUAGCGCUCGCGGAGCAGGAGCCCAAGCUGCACCUCCUCGCCUCCUCCCCGCCCUGCAGCCCGCACCUGGUCGCACUCCACGCCGCCUUCGACGACGCGAACGCCGUCCACCUCGUCGUCGACCUCUGCACCGGUGGGGACCUCCUCUCGCUCCUCUCCGCCCGCGGCCUCCGCCUCCCCGAGCGUGAGGCCGCCGGGCUGGCCGCGCAGCUCGCGUCCACGCUCGCCGCUUGCCACCGCCGCGUGGUCGCGCACUGCGACGUCAAGCCCGACAACCUCCACUUCGAGCUCAAGCUUGCCGACUUCGGCUCCGCGGAGUGGUUCGGGGACGGGCGGCCCAUGUCGGGCCUCGUCGGCACGCCAUACUACGUGGCGCCCGGGGUGGUCGCCGGGAGGGAGUACGGGGAGAAGGUGGAUGUGUGGAGCGCUGGGGUGGUGCUCUACAUGAUGCUCUCGGGGGCGAUGCCCUUCUACGGCGCCACCGCGCCCGAGAUCUUCGAGGCCGUGCUCCGUGGCAACCUGCGCUUCCCGCUGCGCGCCUUCGCCGGUGUAUCGCCCGAGGCCAAGGACCUGAUGCGCCGCAUGCUUUGCAAGGACGUCUCCCGCAGGCUCUCCGCCGAACAAGCCCUGAGGCAUCCGUGGAUCGCGAGCUGCGGCGGGGAUGCGGUCGCGGGCUGAAGAGAUCGAUGGACCAACAUAAUCUCCACGCGGUCCAUCCUCCUGUAGAUAGAAGAUCUUCU
Molecule: messenger RNA, 902 nt
Organism: Hordeum vulgare subsp. vulgare (domesticated barley)
Lineage: Eukaryota; Viridiplantae; Streptophyta; Magnoliopsida; Poales; Poaceae
Product: phosphoenolpyruvate carboxylase kinase 1-like
Exons: 4
Coding region: 1-840 (279 amino acids)
Biological process (GO): intracellular signal transduction; peptidyl-serine phosphorylation; protein autophosphorylation
Cellular component (GO): nucleus; cytoplasm
Molecular function (GO): calmodulin binding; ATP binding; calcium/calmodulin-dependent protein kinase activity
Source: RefSeq, a predicted model, not a curated record